CGUUCCGUCCCAGGUGGGUGCCGGGUUUCGGGGUGAAGUGCUGUGUCUGUUCUGCUUUGCUGUGGGAGAGAUGGCGACUCGUUUGCGGCAGAAUAACAAAUGCACUGUUAUCGGGGGCUCCGGCUUUUUGGGCCAGCGUCUGGUGACAAGACUUCUGGAGAAAGGCUACCGUGUUAAUGUUUUGGAUAUUCGAAAACCAUCCGCGAGUGAAGGAGUUCAGUUUUUUAGUGCUGAUCUCUGCUGUAAAGAGGAUAUACUGCCGGCAAUUCAGGAUGUGAAUAUUGUAUUUCACUGCGCUUCUCCACCACCUUCCAGUGACAACAGAGAACUCUUUUACAAGGUUAAUUACACAGGGACCAAAACCAUAAUUGAAGCAUGCAAAGAAGCUGGUGUUCAGAAACUGGUGCUAACUAGUAGUGCGAGUGUCGUAUUCGAAGGCACAGACCUAAAGAAUGGCUCUGAAGACCUACCAUAUGCUAAAAAACCCAUUGACUAUUAUUCACAAACAAAGAUCUUGCAGGAAAUGGAAGUUCUCAGUGCUAAUGAUCCAGAUCAGAACUUCAUGACGAUUGCAAUUCGUCCUCAUGGCAUUUUUGGACCACAAGAUCCACAUUUAGUACCUGUCCUUGUACAGGCUGCAAGGAGUGGCAAGAUGAAGUUUGUGAUUGGUAAUGGUAAGAACCUGGUAGACUUUACCUACAUUGAUAAUGUUGUACAUGGGCUAAUCCUAGCAGCAGAGAAUCUUCGCUCAAAUUCACACAUCUGUGGAAAGGCUUAUCAUAUCACAAAUGAUGAACCGAUUCCCUUCUGGACUUUCCUGUCUGAGCUUUUGGUUGGAUUAAAUUAUGAUCGUCCAAAGUAUCACAUACCUUACCUGUUGGCAUAUUACUUGGCUGCCUUGCUUUCAAUUAUACUGUUGCUUCUAAAGCCAUUUUUGAUCAUUAAACCUACAUUCACUCCCAUGCGAGUAGCAUUGGCAGGAACAUUCCACUAUUACAGUUGUGAAAGAGCAAAGAGAGAUCUGGGGUAUAAACCUGUCGUCUGUCUCAGUGAAGGAAUAAAGAAUACAAUUCAAAGUUUUGCAUACCUCAAAAGAUUAAAAGAAUGAUAGUUUCAGUAAGUUAAUUAUCUGAUGUACUACCUGUUUCUCAGUCAAGUAGUAGUAAGUAGAUUUAAUUAUUUAAGUUAACCAUUGCUAUGAUGUGUCCCCAAUUUGGAAAUUUAAUUAUUCUUGAAUGACUCCAAGCAUGAUGUGACUGCUGUCCUUCUGGGAUAUAGACUAAUAUGAAAGUGCAUUAUUGGUUGUAAAGGAGCAAAAACAAACCUUGCAUAUUCUGUGAUAUCCAGAUAGAAGAUGCAGUGUUUUGAUGAAUCCUUGUGCUAGAACGUAUACUGAAACAAAUUAAUGAAAAGGUCAACUCCCAAACUGAAUAGCUACAUUACUGCUUAUAUUUGACUUGUAUGCCUUGUUUAAACUUUGGUAGAAAGUCUAAUGUGUUGGGGGGGGUGGUGGUGGUGGUGGGGGGAGGGAGAAUGAUCUUCUUGUGAUCCUUUAACUUUUUUUUAAUUAAAAGAAAAUAUUUCC
Molecule: messenger RNA, 1585 nt
Organism: Pristis pectinata (smalltooth sawfish)
Lineage: Eukaryota; Metazoa; Chordata; Chondrichthyes; Rhinopristiformes; Pristidae
Gene: nsdhl
Product: NAD(P) dependent steroid dehydrogenase-like
Exons: 7
Coding region: 71-1108 (345 amino acids)
Biological process (GO): steroid biosynthetic process
Molecular function (GO): 3-beta-hydroxy-Delta5-steroid dehydrogenase (NAD+) activity
Source: RefSeq, a predicted model, not a curated record